ACUGUAGGAAGAGAGGGGCAAAAAAGCAGCAGAAAUCAAAGAAAAGAGGAGGAGAUAAGAAAGAAGAUGGAGGAGGAGAAGGUGAGACUGGAGAAGGAGAAGAAAGAGAUGGAGGAGAGGUUGCAGAAGGAAUUGGAAGAGGCAUCGAGAGAGAUCAUUGAGGAGGAAGUUGAGGUGCAGGAGGAGGAAGAGAAAACUAGCGGUGCAGAGACUAGUACAGCCACCCACAUUAAAGUAUAUCAGGGUGAUGAUGAGGAGUGGGUGAAACAGUUUGGCUUCCAUGCUGAGUUGCCGGCAGAGACAGAGGACGAUCAUAAAAAUUUUGUGGCCCGGUUGGAAAGGGCUGCAGAUGAAAGGGGGAGAAAUUUUGUUGGAAGAAAAAAAAUCUCCCUGCGUCAGAAGGCUGUGGCCCAAAAGAGAAAGGAGAUGGAGGAGCAGCAGAGAUUGAAGGAGGAAGGGGAGAAGCUCCAGCAGAGAUUGAAGGAGCAGAAAAGGAAGGAGGCGGCGACGGAGGAGGGGACGACACUGACUACUGACACCCUCCUCCACCACUCUCAGGCUCUAGCUGCUAUCCAACACACCUUGACACACAUCGAGUGCCAACAACAUGCAUUCCAGAUUGUUUGGAACAACUUCCUCUCUGCAAAUGCUUGUCGGAUAGAUGAGCGAACAACAAACUAUGCCCUGCAAUUAGACAAGCUCGUCACCCAAAAGAUUGACAACACCAUCGCCGAGAGGAAGCCAAGUGGCGGUAGUGGAGGUGGAGGAAAUGGAGGCGAUGCAGGAAAAGGAGGAGAUCACAGGUAGAGACAGCUCCAUGGAGGAGGAGAAAGACAAAGAAUGAAAAUGAAACUGCGAACAACCU
Molecule: messenger RNA, 865 nt
Organism: Chara braunii
Lineage: Eukaryota; Viridiplantae; Streptophyta; Charophyceae; Charales; Characeae
Source: the annotation of a GenBank genome assembly